This is a messenger RNA of Sinocyclocheilus grahami, 1769 nucleotides long. RefSeq names its product C-C motif chemokine 25-like. Gene Ontology annotation, molecular function: chemokine activity. Gene Ontology annotation, biological process: immune response. NCBI's taxonomy places the organism in Eukaryota, Metazoa, Chordata, Actinopteri, Cypriniformes, Cyprinidae. Gene Ontology annotation, cellular component: extracellular region. The record is from RefSeq and is a predicted model, not a curated record. The transcript is spliced from 5 exons. Bases 98 to 406 code for a protein of 102 amino acids.
CAUUAUAAGUCAGUGCAGCUGGGAAACCUGCACAGAAUCCUGGUACUGGGAAGAAUCUACGCUUUUCUAGACAAACAAGUAGAGACACUGGGUAAUCAUGCGGUUCAGCAUCCUCUUCUUCAUCGUCCUCCUGGGAUUCCUCUACCUCACAGUGGCACAAGGCUCGUAUGAGGACUGCUGUCUGCAGUAUGUCAGGAAAAUUAAACCGUCCGUUAGGAACAAAGUGAUCAGCUACAGAAAACAAGAGCAGGACGGAGGCUGCAACAUCUCAGCUGUUGUCUUCACACUGAAACGUGGCCGUAUGAUGUGCACCAACCCCAGAGAUAAAUGGGUCCAUGAACUCAUGCGGAGGGUGGACAUACUGACAGAAAGCUCAUUUAUGAAGAAGAAGAAUUCACGGGGUUAAGCAAGCCAGUUGCGGCCGAGAGAGGACCAGAGGGAAAACAGCUCGAGUGUCUCGGCCAAUCACGUUCUUUCGUUGAGUUCUGGCUCUCCGAGCGCACAUUUCAGCAUGGAUUGGCUGAUGUUCUCAGUACUUCCUGUGUUCCGCCCUGUGCUCUAUCUGGUAUAAGGUGGCAUUUCCUGUUUCCAGACUUUUGUCGCUUCACUGACGGACUGCUGGUUAAAUGCUCCGAAUGGGAGAUGGCCAUUAUUUUCCCUCUCCACGUGCUGCUGUUGUCAUCACUUCCAAGCUCUGUGUAAAACCUUGCGAGCUGCCUGCUUAAAAAGCCCAAAAGUAUUCUUCGGUUUAGUGCAUGCGCACAACCGAACACAGCCUUUAUUGGAUAACGUGCGUAAAUGAGGGCGCUUGGCGCAUGUGCACUACAAAGAUUUAUCCUUGUCCAGUGUCUGAACUUUUCUCUCGAAAGUUAUGAGCGAUAAAAAUGUCUUUGUACUCGUUUAAACUAUAAUCUCGGGUGUAUUUUAGUCUCCUCACACAAGCACAAAAUUACCCAAAAAAGCGCCUACGAAGUAAAAAGUGACUGCAUAGUAAUCAAUCAGUGCUCAAUUAACUAGUGUUCUUCAUGUAAUCCGCAUUUAAAUUACAAUACAUUUAAAUUGCUUUCUUUUUCAGUAUUUAAUAAAAUGUACAUUUAAAUUUCUUCUGCUUUGUCCGCUAUAUUGCAAUGCAUGCAAUGCUGCUUGAACAUACUGACUAGGCAGCUCACUAGGUUUUGGAACAGAGCUCAUGUGUAUAGUGUUACCUUGAGGGUCGUAUUAAGCUACUGUAUUAUCAACUUUCACUUUGAUUUACCGCUUUUGCCCCACAGUAUCAAUAAACAGUCAGUGUGAUAAAAAUAUUAUUAGUCGUAAAUGUGGGUGGGAAGGUUUUGCAAGCAAAGCAGAUAAUCCUUCUAUUUCCUUAUGAGUUUAUUAUACUGCUGAUGCACCGCCAAGUGAUUUUUGAGUUUGUAUGAUAUUAUAAUGCAUUGUAAAUUACGAUUUGUUAUUUUGCUUAAUGCAGUGAGCUUCACAAGUGAUUAUUUUAUAGCUAUUGAUAGAAUGAAUAUUCAUAGAUCUCUUUUCAUAAAUGCAUAUUUUCCAUUUUUUGAUAUGUUUGGUAAAGUUUUUUUCUUCUUCUUCUUUAAUUUAAGUGGAACUACUGUUUUUUUACUUUAAUGUUCACACUUGAUCCAGUGAGAAUGUAUCUUUAUAGAGGAAGUGAUGCGCAUUUUAUCUUUCGGCUGUUUUGAAACCGGAUCAUAAGCUCUUUGGGUUCUAUACACUGCAGAUAUUUUCUUGUAUAUCAAAAAUAAAAUGUUUUGAAA